CCGCGGCCGCGGGCGGGCCCGCGAUUGGAGCGUUCGUACCCUCCCGGCGGGCACGGCGGAGGCGGGAUGGCGGCGGAGCGGCUGCGGGUGGCGCUCGGGGCAUGGCGGCUGCGGGACCUGGCGGCGGUGUGGGUGGACACGGUGUGGGAUCUGGAUUUCACGGAGACUGAGCCUCUGGAUUCCUUGAUAGCAGAGGAGAUCACAGCUGACGGGCUCGACACCUUUACCAGCCUGUACAGUGCUCUGUCAUCAUUUGCUGCUCAGGACCCGGAGAACAGAGAGAAUAUCUGGACCGUGCUUGCUGAGAACAGCCUGUCCCACCAGGCUCUGGUGGCCGUGCUCCAUCACUUUGUGCACGCGGGGCAGCACAAGAGAGCAGGUGCACAGCAGAGGGUUUAUGGUCUGCACGCAGCUGGGCUGUACUUCCUGCUGCUGGAGAUCCCAGGCAGCAUCGGUAACCGACUGUUCCAUGAAGUGAUGUUUGAUAAGUGCCUUUACACCCUGACAAAGUGUUGGCCUCAAGAACUGAAGAAAAGAAAGAAGAUUCAUGCUCAAAGCUCUCAGACCAAUCCAGGAAGGAAUAGAAAGAAAGGAAAACGACACAGGAAUGUCAACUCCAGUAUGGAAGAGAUAUUGGAAGAGGAGGAGGAGGAAGAGAACGAUGAAAAUGUUUACUUUUCAACAGAAGAUCUUCUUCAAGUCCGCAAUGCAAUCUUCCUUCUUUUGAAAAACUUCUUGAGGCUUCUGCCCAAGUUCUCCCUAAAAGAAAAGCCUCAAUGUUUGCAGAACUGCCUGCAGGUCUUUGUGGAAAUGACAAGCUUUGAGCCAGUGGUGCACGAGUUCCAGUUUUCAUCAGCAAUGGAUGUUAAUAAAGCCAAGUACAUUCCUGAGCUGGCCUAUUAUGGACUGCACUCACUGUGUUCCCCUGUCCACAGUACAGAAGAUAAGACUCUCCGCUGUGUCUUCCAGAAAAUCCUCAAUGUCAUUCUGAUGGUGGAAAGUCGUGGGGGUUCCAGACACGAAGUCCUUCCCAUCACAUCAGCUGUGACCAGUGCCAGGAAUCAGGCUGUAAAAUUCAUCAGUUCUCUGGUAGAUGAGCUGAAAGAAGCUGUAUUUCCUGUUCUUCGAAUAUUACUGCAACAUAUCUGUAUCAAGGUCCCAGAUAAGGCUGAUUAUCGCACAUACGCUGCACAGGCCCUGGUGACUCUGCUGAAUAAACUGCCUUGUGUGGAGUUUGCUGAAUUCAUCUCUUGGCUGUAUAAAUACUCACUUAACAGAACUUCCUACAGAGUGUUUGCUCUUGAUGUGGCCUUAGCUUUGCUGGAGGUGCCAGAGAGGAACCCGGAUGACUCCUUGUCCCUGGAUCAGCAGAAGUUUCUGAAGCACAAGUUCCUAGUGCAGGUCAUGGUGUUCGGCCGCUGCUCGGACAAAGCCCCCUCGGUCCGGAGCAAAGCUCUGAGCAGCUUUGCCCACUGCCUUGACAUGAAGGCUGCUGCUGCCUUGCAGAGCAUCCAGGACUUACUCCAGAGCUCCUCUGUCCAUACUGUGCUGGAAGCGAACACAAACACUGCGAGCGUGACAGUCAGUGCUGAAGCUGUAUCCAACCAUCCACAGAAGACCUUACCUACUUUCAGAAGUAUUGAGCUGACAGACAGCAGCAGCGCUGCUGUGCUUGAUGGAAAAGAAGUCAUGGCCAUGCUGAGAGUGAGAGCUGGAGAUGAGAAAACCAAUGUGAGGAAAUCUGCUCUCCAGGUUUUGGUGAGCAUCCUGAAGCACAGGGUGAUCCCCUGCUCUGCAGAGGACCUGUCCACCCUCCAGGAGCGGUGCCGGGACCCCGCGGUGUCCGUGCGGAAACAGGCCCUGCAGUCCAUCACAGAGCUCCUCCUGUCUCAGCCCAGCAAUGUUCUAGUGCAGAAGGCCUGGUUAAAUGGAGUGGUGCCUGUUGUGAUGGAUGCAGAAAGCUCUGUCCAAGAAAAGGCCUUGGAGUGCCUUGAUCAGCUCUUGUUGCAACCUAUAAAAUCUUACCAUAAAUCCAGCAGUGAUGAUGGGAAGCAGGGGCUGGCGUGGGAUCUGCUCACCCUGUUGUCUUCAGAAAGCCAGGAGCUGAACCGUUACUUGAGCAAAGCUUUCCACAUAUGGUCCAAGCAGAACAAGUUCACCUCCACUUUCAUCAGUAACGUCCUGUCCCACGUGGAAACAGAACAUGCCAUGGCAGCUUGGAUGCUGCUUGCUAAGGUGGCAAGUUCUUCACCCAAGCUGGAUUAUUCCAAGAUCAUUGAGGCCUGGGACAGUGUCAGCAGGCAGCGGAACACGAGCGCUGGCACCGUCGGACACAUCCUGCGUGUCAUCGGGCACGUGGCACAGCACCUCCCAGACAGCAGCUGCCAGAGGCUGAUGGACAACAUCAAGUGCUGGCUGAAGGAGUCUCAGUGCCCCUUGGAGGUGAUCAGCCCUGCUGUGGAGACCCUGCAGAAGCUCUGCCAUGCAUGUGCAGAUGUGCCAGAGGAGGCUCAGGAGCUGCUCAACCAGGUGUGUGGAGAUUUAGUAUCCACCUGUGAGAGCUAUAUUUCGAAUAUAGUCCUCAAAGAGGAUGGAGCAGAGCAGCUGCAAGAAGGUCUCUUGGUGAGACACCUCUUCCUCCUGGGGGAGGCUGCCCAGCUGUGCCCAGCCAGAGUGGGCAAACGCAUCUUCCUUCUGGUUCAGUCCAUUCUGGCUUCUGUCAACGAGGACCAAUUGUCUAAUUCUCUGGACAGUGAGGAAAUCCCUGGUUCUCAGCCGCUGUCGCAGUUCAGAGGCUCGGCCAUGCCCCCCCUGGUCAGGGCUCACGCCUUCAUCACUCUGGGUAAGUUGUGUUUACAGCACGAGGAUCUGGCAAAGAAGUGCAUUGCAGCUCUGGCUCGGGAGCUGGAGGUGUCCCAGGACGUGGCUGUCCGGAAUAACGUUGUCAUCGUGAUGUGUGACCUGUGCAUCCGUUACACAUCCAUGGUGGACAGAUACAUCCCCAACAUUUCCUUGUGCCUGAAGGACCCAAAUCCCUUCAUCCGUAAGCAGACCCUGAUCCUGCUCACCAACCUCCUGCAGGAGGAGUUUGUGAAGUGGAAGGACUGUCUCUUCUUCCGUUUCGUCAGCGUCCUGGUGGAUCCAAACCCAGACCUCGCCAGGUUUGCAGAGUUCUGUCUGGUGCAUCUCUUACUGAAGAGGAACCCAGUGAUGUUCUCCCAACACUUCAUUGAGUGCAUCUUCCACUUCAACAGCUAUGAGAAACACGGGAAGUACAACAGGUUCCCCCAGGAUGCACGGGCGAAGAAUCUCUUCUCUCUGAAGGGGAAAGAUAACAGAGAAAAAAGGAUGCGAAUCUACACGUUCCUGCUGGAGCAUUUCACAGAUGAGCAGAGGUUCAGCAUUACAACCAAGAUCAGCCACAGCAUCCUAGCUUGCUUUGUGGAUGAGGUCCUUCCACUGGACAUGGAAGCCAGCGAGCUGCUCUCAGAUACAUUUGCAGUCCUCAGCUGCAAGGAAAUCAAGCUCUCAACUAUGAGAUCAAAACCCGAGGAAGACCUCGACCCUGAUGAAGAUGAGAUGGCAGUGGCCAAUGCUGUCGUACAGGUGGCACAGAAAAAGCUCAUCUCGCAGGUUCAAAAGAAGAAUUUCAUAGAAAACAUCAUCCCAGUAAUCACAUCACUGAAGUCUUUGAUGGAGCAGAAGAGGAUCCCAGCUCUUAAGGACCUGAUGAACUACCUACGGGAAAUGAUGCAGGAUUACCGAAACGAAAUCAAGGAGUUCUUUGCUGUGGACAAGCAGCUGGCAGCCGAGCUGGAGUAUGAUAUGAAGAAAUAUGAGGAGCAGCUGGCCAGGGAGAAGGAGUCAGACCACGAGCAGGUCCCGGCAGCGCAGGCAGAGGUUGUUGGUGCCGUUAACUCUCCAUCUCCAUCUUUGGAGAGAGCUGCAUCUCUUGGUGGCCAGAAUAAUAAUGCUCAGCCUCCUGCAAGUCGGAGAGAGUCCUCACCAGCUGGAUCAAUCCCUUCCUCUGUGCCUUCUGAGCUGGCUACACCUCGUGCUGGUGCUCUGAGGGAGCAGUUACUGGGUCGCAGGGCAGCAUCCCUGAGCACACUGGCCAUCCUGAACUCUGCCAGGAAGGCCAUAGAAGACAGGAGCAAGCAACGCAGCAGGAGUGUUGGGAGGAGUUUAUCAGCUGCCUCAAGCACAGCAGGCAGCAAGCAGGUGUCCUUUCAAAACCUGAACCAACAGUCCUCUGGAGACAAUGAGGCCAUGGCAGGCCGUGCCAUCAGCACCCCAGAGCAGACCAUUAAUGACUUGACUUUUGGGGCUGGGGUCAGUUGCAUCAGCUUGACGCACACACCCGAUUCAGCUCCAGAGAGCAAAGAGGAGGAGGAGGAGGAUAAGCCGACUGAUAUUAUCUGUUUGACAUCGCUGGAGAAACUCCCAUCCCGGCCUCGGGAGUGGAAAGUGGAAUCCCCAGCCAGGAGAAGGAGCAGCCAGCACGUCCCUCUGCGCCGCUCCCAGCGCAGAAACCCCCGGAAAGCAGAGAACUGAGCCUUUCACCGGGCCUGGGCACAGCAUCACCACCUGCCUGAAGCCUUCCCCUCUGCAAUUAUAAACUGGGAACACAUGUCCUUCCUUAUCUAUCUAUUCUUAGCUGGCUUUUCCACAGAACUGCCCAGAACAUGGGCAGACAAAGCCUGCAUUAGCACAUGUAUGGAUUGUAAGCUGCUGCUCCUGACACAGCUCACUGGAGGGCUGGAAAGCUGCAGCAUAAAGGGGGGUUUGCUCUUCACUCUCAGGAUGUAUAAUUUGUCCAUUUGAAAAAGUGAGGGCAGAGUGUUGCUGCAAUAAAAUGCACUUAUCACAGCUUGCUGGGCAGUGAGUGGCUGGGCUUAUUCACCCGGUCCCUCACGGUCCCUCUUGGUUAUAUAAUAGUUACUUUAAUUUGAUGAAAAGGUAAAACAGCUUGUCACUGCCACACCCCUAAAUCUGGUAAUUGCACGCUACAUCACCUCUUAUUUGUUGUGCAAACUCCUGUGUGUAUGAACAGCCUUAAUGUUCUUUUUCUAUGGAAUAUUUCCAUUCCUGAACUAUGUUAUUUCCAACUAUUAGCAUUUGAUGAAAAUAAAUGGUUACAGAAUUAA
This is a messenger RNA of Pseudopipra pipra, 5147 nucleotides long. It is a transcript of the gene NCAPD3, whose product is annotated as non-SMC condensin II complex subunit D3. NCBI's taxonomy places the organism in Eukaryota, Metazoa, Chordata, Aves, Passeriformes, Pipridae. The record is from RefSeq and is a predicted model, not a curated record. The transcript has 35 exons. The coding region runs from base 67 to 4554 and encodes 1495 amino acids. Gene Ontology annotation, biological process: meiotic chromosome condensation; mitotic chromosome condensation. Gene Ontology annotation, cellular component: condensed chromosome, centromeric region; condensin complex. Gene Ontology annotation, molecular function: histone binding.